Apis florea (little honeybee) is the source of this 748-nucleotide messenger RNA. RefSeq lists its product as uncharacterized. Gene Ontology annotation, biological process: Notch signaling pathway; sensory organ development. The record is from RefSeq and is a predicted model, not a curated record. Lineage: Eukaryota; Metazoa; Arthropoda; Insecta; Hymenoptera; Apidae.
GAAAAGAGUUUUGCCGCGAGUUCCAGUGAACAUCGUACGAGGGAAAGAGAGAGAAACAGAGAGAGAGAGAGAGAGGAGGGGAAGAGAAGAUCGUAUUUAAAACCGGUUCAAGCCGAGUGUCUUCCUCGCACGAGACAAGGAGAAGAGCAAAGAUGGCCGCCGCCACUAUGAGCCACGUGUUCGAUUACGAGAACGAGCUGAACGAUAAUCUGUACAAUCUGAAGAUGUCGGGCAAGGGUGCUAGGACGCCGAAACGGGUGAGGAGCGUGUUGAGGCCGAUUCUGAAGUUGUUGAAGAAGAGGACGAGCAGAGGGAAGGUUGGAGGGAAGGGUCAGAAGGCGAUGCCGCAGGUGGAGAUAUUCACCGAGGAGGUUGACAAUCAGAAUAAUGCGAACGAGGCGUUGGAGAGGAGAUUGUUGGCCGAGCUUCAGGAUGCAGAGGAAGGGGCAGCUAUCACUGUCUGUUUGGACGGGCAAAUGACAGUUGUGCCCGUUGUUCCUGGCCAGUGCUACGUGCCCGUACAUUUCGCGCACACCCACGCAGGGGACUUCUACUGGACGACUCUGAGCAUGACCGACAGUGAUCUGUGCUACAAGGAGCGCGCCUUCUCGCAGCAUCAGACACCUGAGAUGCAGGUUGCGUGAAGAGGAUCAUCUGGUGUAACCUCACAUUACUACCUCAACGACGGAGAAAAAAAAUCAAAAAUAAUCUCUUCGAUCUCGUCGAAGAAGUAUCUUGAUCGCGAACA